Megalops cyprinoides (Indo-Pacific tarpon) is the source of this 2040-nucleotide messenger RNA. RefSeq names its product microcephalin 1 (gene mcph1). The coding region runs from base 1 to 2040 and encodes 679 amino acids. The record is from RefSeq and is a predicted model, not a curated record. The transcript has 14 exons. Lineage: Eukaryota; Metazoa; Chordata; Actinopteri; Elopiformes; Megalopidae. Gene Ontology annotation, biological process: mitotic cell cycle.
AUGACUUCAGGCCAAAGCUGCUCUAUACUUAAAGAUGUUGUUGCUUUUGUUGAUGUCUGGUCGUCAAACAGAACUGAGAAUUAUUCUAAGCCUUUUGCUGAACAGUUACGACAAAUGGGGGCGGAGGUAUUGGAAACAUUUAAUAAACGGGUAACCCAUGUAAUAUUUAAGCAUGGCCGUCAAUCCACAUGGAACAAAGCCAAGAAAACUGGUGUGAAGGUUGUGUCGGUUUUUUGGGUGGCCAGGUGUAAAGAUGGUGGCCAGCAUGUCGAUGAAGAGUUAUGUCCCGCAACACACGAAGAGAGCCACAUGAAUUCUGUGCUUAACAAACGAACACAUCGUUGCAUGCAGCCAAGGGACAUUCCGGACCGGACUCCUGAAAAUGACAAGUCCAUGAAGAGGAAGUUGGACAGAAUGGUCAAAAACUUGGUGCCUUCGUCACCCAGCUUUCCAGGUGUGUCGCCAUAUAUCAUCGAUGAAGAAAGCGGCAUAGUUUACAGCCCAUCAUCACGAAGGUCAGACACCAUUGCUCAGCGUCUGAAAGUGAUGAGGGAAGAAAGGAGGAGUCUUUCACUGACUGGCACUUGUUGGGGUCGGACGAUUAUAUUCCAUGGCAGCCUGAGGUUCACACCUGUAUCUUCUGGAAGCCACACACAAGUCAAAACACUUGAAAAAUCAUUGGUUCAAAGCAACAGAGUAGAGAAACAAGCAUCACUUGAAAGUCCUUAUCUGGAUGUUCUCUUUGGGGAGCGCAAAAUCUCACAAUCACCGGUAAAAUUUGACAGUGAUGACAUUAAAAGGCCUACGAGAUCAUCUUUCAAGAAUGAUCAGUUGAACAACAUCUCAACAACGGACCCUUGUAUCAAGGUUCUAUUUCAAAAAAGCAAGCGCAGAAAAUCCUCUUUAGAAGGUACAAAGGUAAUAAAUAUCUCAGAAAAUGACCGCCUUGAUUUAACAAAACCAUCAAAUACCCAAAAUACCCACUUCCCUCUUGAUGUUCACAGUAAAUCGUUAAGCAUCUCCACAAGCUCAAGUAAUCGUUUACCCAAGAAACCCAUUGGGGCAGACCGAAAGCAGGCUAAAUACCAUAAAAAGACGCCCUCACCCAUAAAGGUUUUUUGUCAAAGAAAAAACGCUUUGCGAACACCAAAUUCAAGAACUUCCCCGAAAUCUGUGAGCAUCUCCCCACCUGAGGAUGAUGAUGAUGAUGAUGAUGCCUUUGAGAACUUUUUCUCUCCAGCAAACAAUCAUGACAAGGCUGCCGCAAAGCGAUGGUCUUCCUUGUUGGGCUUGUCAUCGAAGGCUACCCUCCUUCCUCCCUUUGAACUAGAGCCUAAACCAGGGAAGCGGAAAAGGGGUAGAAGUGAAAGCGAGGCGCUGUGUCCAGCAAGGGCUAAGAGGAAAAUGUAUGACGUUGGCAGUAAAACAAAACUUCAGACGCAGAGAGGAAAAUCAGAAGCCAUUAGAACAUUGGUCAUGACCAGCAUGUCCACUGAGAGGCGGCACACAGUGAUUCAGGUCGUGAGCAGCCUGGGUGGGUUCACUGUGGUGGACACAGUGGGAGACAGCACCACCCAUGUCGUGACGGGAAGCCCGCGACGUACCCUUAAUGUCCUUCUGGGCAUUGCCCGUGGCUGCUGGAUCCUGUCCUUUGAAUGGAUCCUGUGGAGUCUGGAACAUGGGCAGUGGAUGUCUGAGGAACCCUAUGAACUUUCUGAGCAUUUCCCAGCAGCGCCUAUUUGUCGUCUGCAGCAACACCUGUCAGCAGGUGAGCACCAGCAAGACCUUUUCUCCAGCCAGCCUGUGAUGUUCGUCUCCCCACAGUCCCAGCCACCCACUUAUAACCUGGUGGAACUCAUCCAAUUGUGCGGAGGCACAGUUUGCAGGACUGUCCGUCAGGCUGGCAUCUGCAUUGGAGAGUACAAGGGCAAGAAACCGCAGGGGACCAGGAGCCUGUCUGAACAAUGGGUGCUGGAUUGUCUAACUCAUCUCAAGCAACUACCAUAUGAUAACUACGACUUGGAUAGAAAAUCUCACUGA